CUCGCGGCUUGCGGGGAGUUCGCGGCGGCGGCUGCGCCUCCUCCUCCCGCUGCCGCCGCUGCCCGCGGCCCCGGCGCCCGCCCCCGCCCGCUCCUGCCUUCUGCGCGCCGCCUGCCCUGCCCGGGCCGUGCCGGAUCACGACGGCCUGAGGAGAGAGCGGGCGGUGGCGGCGGCAGCAGCAGCAGCAGCAGCAGCAGCGGUGGGGGCCGCCUCAUCCCCAUCCCGGCUGCCGAAGAGGAGGAGGCGGCGGCAGCAGAGGAGGAGGAGGAGGGCGGCGCUGACGCAGCAGCGUGGAGCCCGGGAGUCGGGCGCCCCGGGAGGGCUCCCGUCGUCGGAUCUCUCCCCAAGAGGGGCCUGCGGCAGCCCAGCGGCGGCGGGAGCGCGCCCCGGACUGGACAUUGAUCCUAUGACGCAUGCCCGGAAGAAACAGCUCUUCCUUCUGAAGCACCCAGCUGGUUCUGCUGGCCAAGCCUCAUCACCCACGGGCAGCAGCAGGAUGGAGAGGACUGAAGCGGAGUGUGACGAGCAGCGGGACGGAGAUGCCGCCGAGGCCCCCAGCUGCCCCGGCGGGUUUGUGGGGACGAACAAAGCCAAGAGCCUGCACGAAGUGCGCAAGACCUACCCGCUGCGGAGACGGCUGCUGCCCUCGGUCAGCAAGAAGACCUGCAAGGUGCUCCUCACCAGGCUGGAGGAUGUGGCUGGGUCCCUGUCAAAGCAGACCCAGAGCUGUCAAAAAAAGGACCUUCCCAGCUGGAUGGAAGGUUUGGGACCUGCCUUGUUCCCCGAACAAGUUCAGGCUGUGGGCGCAGGGCAGAGCGAUUCAGCCGGGGAAAAGCGCGCGGGGACUUACGCAGGGAUGGAGCAAGAGCUGGAGGCUGCUCCCUCGGAGCCCAGGAAGCGCCGGCUGGCCUCGCUCAACGCGGAGGCGGUGAACAACCUGCUGUUCGAGCGCGACGAGGCUCUCUUCAGCCGCCGCUGCCGCAGGGACUCGGCCAGAGCCGACUGCGGCGGCAAGGGCCUGCACUGCAGAGCUGGGGACACCUGGCCCGUGCUGGAGAAACCAGCCCAGGCCAAACCGGGCAAGGGCAAGAGCCGCCACGAGCCCGCCCAGAAGUGCAACAGCUGCGACCACUCGCUAGAGGAGGUCUUUGAGGAUGGGACAAAGAGGGAGGAUGGAGCCGUCUCCUAUCACCCUGCCCCAAAGAGACUGGCCAGCCUGAACGCCGUGGCCUUUCUGAAGCUGACCCAUGAGAAAGACCAACCCCUGAAGCCGAGGAGUAAAUCUGAUGGAGAGGGCAAGUCCGAGAACCACUGUUCAAAGUCAACGCUCAAAUGGGCCAAAGCUGGCAGGAAGAACUGCGUCAAGGCUAAGAAGGAGGUGGCUGGUUUGAAAGUGGAGAGUCAGCAUGGCUGGCAAGGACUCACCCUAGGAGCUUUUGGGAAAGGAGAGCAGCAGGACUCCUCUAGGCUCUACGGGACAGCAGAACCUGUCCCUUACGAGUCGCUGUCCAGCUCCUACGCCAGCACAGAGGGUUUCUACCACAGACUGCCUUUGCUCAUGGGUGGCCAAGCUUCCAUGAAGCCAGAGUAUGGAAGGCCUGGAGAGAAAUCCCCGACCCCCAAACAGGAGUUCCACCAGCCUUCCUUCCCCGUGCAGCAGUUCCCUCCCCUGCCCGUGCCCGGGAACCACACGGACUGCGGAUGCCUCUUUGAGUCCUCGGAUCUGCCGCCGCUGAACGGGUUUUACGUCUACUAUGGCCAAAGCGGAUACAGUGGCUACUCCCACUGCUCCCUCUACCCCAAGGACCAGCUUUCACAACCUGCUACCUGCGAGGGGCUCUUGGUGUCACCCACUUCCUUGCCAUCGGGUGCUCAUUUCCAGCCACUUCCCUGGUGUAACUCUCCGUACUGCUGCGGGGAGGGGACGACCAUCAACAGCUACAGCGUCUGCGGGGUGGUGCAUGUGCCCGAGGGCAGGGUGGGCAGCCUGCACACGGGGCGCAGCAGCUACCCCUACAAAAUGCCUUUUGCAGCAGAGGGCUGCAAGUCUCUGGACCAGCUGAACCUCACAAUCCCCGUGGCAGGACACCCCGCAUCACCUGCCCACCCGCUCUCAGGAUGUCCUGUCCCCAGCGUGCCACCGGCUGCAGAACCUGUUCCUCAUCUGCAGACCCCCAACUCUGACCCUCAGACCAUGGCCCGAGAAUGUCCGCAGAGCUCCAAGCCCCCCAGCGGCUCCAAGUCCGGGCUGCGCAACACCACGGGCUGCCUGCACGCCGCCGACAGCAAGGCGGCAGGAGCUCACUCCCACCCCAAGCAGCAGCGCAUCAGCAGGAGGAGAGCCACCAACGGCUGGAUCCCCGUGGGCACCGCCUGCGAGAAGGCUGUCUACGUUGUGAACGAACCGGAGCCUGCUGUUCGCAAGAGCUACCAGGCGGUGGAGAGGGACGGGGAGAUCAUCCGGGUGCGCGACACUGUGCUCCUCAAGUCAGGGCCCCGCAAGAAGUCCAUGCCCUACGUCGCCAAGAUAUCGGCGCUGUGGGAAGACCCCAAAACAGGGGAGCUGAUGAUGAGCCUCCUGUGGUAUUACAGACCCGAGCACACUCAGGGAGGCCGCAACCCCAGUAUGCACCAGAAUGAGAUCUUUGCAUCCCGGCAUCAGGAUGAAAACAGCGUUGCCUGCAUCGAGGAGAAAUGCUACGUGCUGACCUUUGCAGAGUACUGCAGAUUUUGUGCCUUGGCCAAGCGUCGAGUGGAAGGGAUCCCAGGCAGGAAGACCAUGAUGGUUCCUCCCUCGGAGGAGUACUCCACGCCCCUGCACCGCAAGGUGCCCGAGGACACUGACCCCGAGCUGGUUUUCCUCUGCCGCCACGUCUACGACUUCCGCCACGGCCGCAUCCUCAAGAACCCGCAGUAGCAGCGCGGGGCCGGCGGCAGGCUGGCGGCUUGGGGACAGCCUGGGGACAGCUCUGGACAGCCCAACCUCGUGCCGCUGGAAGCCAGCAGCACCCAGCGCCCUGCCCGCGCCCGGAGAGCGCCCGCAGAGCCCAGCAGCGCUCGCCUGAAGCGUCAGUGAGAGUCUGUACCGGGGAGCAGUGGCUGUGGAGCUAGGUGCUUGCUGCUGGGAAGCUGUCUCUCUGCUUGGAGCCGGAGGGGCUCUCUUGGGAGGGCUUGCAGAGGAUAAAAGCCAGGAAACUGAAUCCAGAGUCAUGCCCUGGGGGCAGAUGGGAUGGUGGAACGGUGCAGGAGGUUGUUUUGGUGCAUUGGAUGAGCCAAGCUGGGGUGGUUGGGUGGUUCUCGUGCCAUGAUGUGCAGUGUGAGGCUGAGGCAGAGCCUCUCCUGUGCUCUGCCACAGAGCAGAGUCUCCUUCAUCCCACAGGACAGGCUGUGAGGAUUCCCAGGUGUAAGAGAAGCUCCAGAAUCCAGCUCUUGCUUUAGAAGCCGUCUGGAUGUGGAGUGGCCUUGUGUCAUGUUUGGAGAGGUUUUGCUCUGUCAAGGGGAGGAGAUGACCCUGAUUUUCCCUUUCUUUUCCUCUUCCCCUCACCUCCCCUUUCUGUGAUCCACCACCUGGACUGGGGCUUGGCAGCCAGGCUUGGAAACCUGCUGCGUGGCAGAGCAGAGAGGGAGCCAGCAGGGCUGUGGGCUUUCCAUCCCAGUGUGGUGUCCCAGAGAGCUGAGUCUCUGCCAUAGUUCCCUGACCUUCCCUGAAGGAUCUCCUGCCCCGUAACACACAGCCCCAGCAGGCUUGUGUGGCUCUGGAGCUGGAAGCACAGAGAGUGGGGUGCACUGGUGAGAACCAUGUCGUAUCUCCUGAGCCUUGCUCUUCCUCUCACGGCAUAGGGGCUGCAGUGAUAGAAGUGGGUUUACUCUUCCCAGUUUUUCCCACUAACACCAUUUACAGUCCCUGUGUCACCCCACAUAGAAUCAUAGAACCACAGAACCAUUGAGGUUGGAAGAGACCACUGAGAUCAUGAAGUCCAACUGCUUGCCUGGAACUCAGAAUCCCACCACUUCUCCAGUGUGAAGCAGCCAGAGGCUGGAGGUGACACAGCAAAGCCUUUUCUUGAGCGAUUUUGGCUUUCUUCAUAUCUUGUGCUCCUCCUCUGUAACUCUCAUGACCCUGGUCACACUGAAGCCAUCAGCAGUGCUGGCUCACCACUGCCCUACAGCUUCUUUCCCUCCAAACUCCUCGUGGUGUCCCAGCGAGCCCACCAGAGUGGCUUUGUGACUCCCAGAAGGAACUGAGCACUGGGAGGUGUUCUCAAGGACAGCUGUGACCCCAGCCUAGCAGUAUCGCCUCUUGCCUUAUGUUCAGAGCCGAGGUAGACCUUGGUUUAUCUUCACACAAACUGCUGGAGUUGAUCCCAGAACAAGCCAAAGGACAGCACUAACAUCCAAGUUGCAAACCCCAAGCUGAUCCAGGUCUAGAUUGCACUAACAUGGAGAAGGAGAAUUGGCACCACCAUGGCCCUACUGGUUGGAGCUGCUUGUCCAAACCUGAGAUCUGCGUUUCUGCAGUCUUCUGAGGCUCCCAAAGUGGUGCAAGUGUUCAUCCUGCUUUAAUGUUGUCCUCCCAGAGGAGGUAGCACUGCCCCUACUCCCCAUGGACUCGAGCACAGUGGCAAUGGCUUCAGGCCUGCUUGACCCAGCACCAAGUCCCUUAGAUGGAGAGAGUUCAACACAGGAGUUCUCCAGAGAUUUGCUCUAUGUACCAAAGAGGGGAACCUGUCUAGAAGAGAGGAGAUGACAAUGCCUGGCACACAGCUCCCUGAUGUCAGGAAAUGAUUCCUGCUCAGUGUCCCAGAGUCAGGGAGGGGUUGGAAGGCAGCUCUGGAGAUCACUGAGGAGGCUGUAAAAGCCCUGUUCAUUCCUGCCAGCAGCAAACACCCAGCUCCAGCAGGUUCGAUCCUGGCAGGCAAGCAGGAAUGUGUGGGUGAAGCAUCUCAUUUAUACCUCAAGGUAAUGCUGGCAUCAAGGAAAUGGCUCAGAUUUCUCCUCAACAAGUCACUUGGGUACCAGUGGUCUCUUAGAAGGGCAUGGUUGGGCUGCUGUGUCAGGAUGGGAGCCAGGAGCACUUCGAGGAUUUUGGGGUGAGGGUGCAAGGGCUGUUGGAGAAAGUGGCCUCUGGUGCUGCUGGGAGGGGACACUCAGUGGUUCUCCCCCUUAGCAGAGAAGGAGGCAGGCCCUGGAGGAGCAGAGCUGCUCCUACCCACCAUGGGAGAGGGGAUGGUGGUGCCCAGUGAGAAAGCUGCUCCCUGGGGCAGUGGCAUACAGUGGUGAGGUGGAAGUCGACAGGAACCCUGCAUGCACACACUUGACUCUGUAGGGACAUCCCUGACACCCAGCCUGGAGCAGGCAAGCUGCCCACAGCCACCUCCCUCUAGCAGAAGUGCCCUCAGGUGCAGGAUGCUUCUAGAGCUACCUGGCAGGCAGAUCCUGAGCACUGCUGCACAGUCAGGGAAGGGUUUGAACCCAGCCUUGGAAACCACAGCAACUCCUGAGCCCUCUCCCCCUCUGCUCCCACCUCUGUCCUGGCUCCUCUCCAGGUAGAAAACAAAUUGUCCUUGCCCUGGGUGUGGAACAGGCUUUAGCCCAUACCAGGGGAGGACACCUCCUGCCUCUGCUCAUGUUAGAAUCCGCUUCAGGCCAAGACCAUUGUCCAAGAUUCCCCUUGGUUGCUUCAUGCUGUUGUGCAGACAGCAUGUAAAAGAGUCGAGAUGUCUUAUCCAUGAUGAUAAAAGAAGGAAAAAACAAACAAAACAAAAACAAAAAACUAUUUCUCUUGCUUUUUUAAUCUAUUAGAUAUGGAAAUAUUUUUUUGAACCUGAAAAUGCAGUGGGUAGAAUUUAAAUGGAAAAGGUUAAGACAUGUAAAAUAUAUUUUAGUUGAUAAUUUUUGUAAAAUGCACUUUUUUUGUGUCUCUUCCCCUGCUUUCCCAGAUCUGUAUUUCAGUGUUUACAGAUGGAAUGAGAACAUUCCCUAUGCCCUCCUUCUGUGAGAAAGAUAUAUUAGAAGUAAUUCUUAACAAAAACAAACACACAAAAAAAGGAAAAAAAAUAAAUUUGACAAAUGGUAUUGAUUUAGAAAA
Molecule: messenger RNA, 6088 nt
Organism: Pogoniulus pusillus (Red-fronted tinkerbird)
Lineage: Eukaryota; Metazoa; Chordata; Aves; Piciformes; Lybiidae
Gene: BAHD1
Product: bromo adjacent homology domain containing 1
Exons: 7
Coding region: 407-2917 (836 amino acids)
Biological process (GO): heterochromatin formation; negative regulation of DNA-templated transcription
Cellular component (GO): chromatin silencing complex
Molecular function (GO): transcription cis-regulatory region binding; chromatin binding
Source: RefSeq, a predicted model, not a curated record